Molecule: messenger RNA, 381 nt
Organism: Arabis nemorensis
Lineage: Eukaryota; Viridiplantae; Streptophyta; Magnoliopsida; Brassicales; Brassicaceae
Source: the annotation of a GenBank genome assembly
AUGGUCGGAAACUGUAAAUCCACAAAGGGAAUAUCUAUGGCGGUUGUUGACGCAAACGCCGUCAUUGAAGGAGGCCAGAGCUUAACCAACUUCGCUGACAAAUUCGUAACGUUGUUAAAUUUGCAAACUCGCUCUGAUGUUGAUCUCAAACUGAUUGCUUUGACAUACACUCUCGAGGCUCAGGUUCAUGGGACCAAAAAUCUCAGAGAUGUUCCUCCACCGAUUCAAACUCGUAGUGUAAAGAGAUUACCUGAGAAGGAAUUGCCUCGUUGGAGCUCUUCCAAUGUGGCUAAGUUAGAGGAGUGGGAAGCAUUGGAAAAAUGUAAUUCUAACUCCGAAAUCUUUCCGCUUAAAGACCGUAACGUGAAUAUCAUCCCAUAG